UUAAAGUGUAUAUAUUUUUAUAUAAUUAAUAAGUCUUUUGUGAAGUAUUUUAGAAGACAAAAAUGCAGGCUAUCAAGGACAAGUUUAAUGAUAUGAGCGCCAUGCGCAAGGCCAAAGGUGAAGCUAAAGAGGAGGAAAAAGCUGAGAAGGAGUUGGCAAAGGUAAGAGUAGAAGUAGCACAUGAAGUAAGAUUGGCAAGAGAGGCAGAAGCAGCCAUGGAUUUACAUGUCAACAAAGCAGCUCAGAAGAUUGCAAAUGAAGAGGAAAAGUAUGUUCAUGAUCAACCUGCAGGAGGAACCCUGGACCCUUAUGCUUCUAGCUUCACCAACACUCACCUCAAUAAUGCUGGAACAGCACCAACUAACCAUCUACUUUAAAUUUUUUUUUUUACGGCGAAGCCAGGAAUUUCACUAGGGAAUUCAAAAUAUAAAUAAAUAAAACAAACAUAAGAAUAAAUUAAGAAAAAUUAACAUUUAAUAUAUAUACUGAUGAAGGAGAUUCGGAUAAAUCCCUUGUGAUGAUUGCGUAGCUCAGCACAUGUUUUUGUACUAGGUAGUUUGAUGCCUCUAG
Solanum stenotomum is the source of this 570-nucleotide messenger RNA. Its product is annotated as late embryogenesis abundant protein 6-like. The record is from RefSeq and is a predicted model, not a curated record. Gene Ontology annotation, biological process: embryo development ending in seed dormancy. Bases 63 to 377 code for a protein of 104 amino acids. The transcript has 2 exons. Lineage: Eukaryota; Viridiplantae; Streptophyta; Magnoliopsida; Solanales; Solanaceae.